CAUUUUUUUGAGCUACUUGCAUCAGUGUGGCUGGUAUUUUCUCGAUUGUCAUAAAAAAGUUCUUUUUAAUUAAAUAUGAAAUACAAUAUGAAACAGAAUUUCUUUGCUUUUCCAUCAAUAUCAUUGGAAGACGAUAUAGAAGACGGCGUCUGUCUCGAUGCAACCGAAGAUUCAGCUGAAAAUGACUAUUCACCAAUGUUUUUAAAUGGCGAACUGGAAGCGGCAAGAGCUUCGAAUGUUAACUUAUUCAUUGCACAAAAGAUUAAAGCAAAUUCAAAGAAGAAGAGAAUACCGCCUAAUCAGAAGCGAGUAGGACUGCUGGUUAUAACAAAUUUCCGUUUGUGUUUUGUCGUUUUUGAAGAGAGAGAUAAAAAUGAUAAGAAUAAUUCCAACAAGAAAACUGUGUCUCAUCAGGAGAAUAAUUUUCUGGGUCGAUAUGACAUCACACUCUCUAAUAUGGAUGAGAUUUACGCUUACACUGACAAGAAGCACAAACUCGUGUUACCACACCAAAAGAACAGCUCAAGAAUCGAUGCAAUAAGAAUUGUGUGCAAAAACUUUCGAACACUCACAUUUGACUUUCAAGAUUCUGAAGUUGGAAAAGGAAAAUACAUCGCUGAUGCUUUAGUGCAGUUUGCAUUUCCCACAAGACAUAAUUUACUCUUCAUGUAUCAUUUCAAGGAGAAAUAUUACAACGCUUCGAGAUCAAUUCGAACAUUUCGUGAGAAACACGAUUGGAUUCAAGAGUUGGAACGUUGUGGGGUGUCGUAUCAAACAGGUGCAUGGCGUGUGCUUUCCCUUGAUUUUCCAGCAAGUGACAAUGCACUCCCACAACAUUAUGUCGUACCAAAACAUUUAACAGACUCACAAUAUUUUAAUUUAUGUGAAGCAUUUCGAUGUAAACGUGCAGCGGUGUGGGUGUGGGGACUUGGUAAUGCUUCACUUGUUCGAAUGGCUGAUUUGCUUCCUGAACUUCUCAAUAAUCCGAAAGAAGUGACACCAUCAAAAGAUAGUCUGAUGUUGGAGCAUAUCAGAAUAUGCGACAAAGUUCAACCACGAUGCAUUGAACUUACCAAAGUUUUACCCUCCAUUCAAGAUGUUCAUCAAAGUUACAUGAAACUGAGGCUAAUUUGUGCACCGGUCAGUGAUCGUGAAUUAACAAUCCAAGAUGAACGCUUCCUGACGGUACUUGAAAAGACUUGUUGGUUGCUUUACUCUUCGCUUUGUCUGAAAACAGCUUGUGAAGCUGCUGGGUUUUUGAAAGCAGGAGAAUCUGUUGCACUACAAGAGAAUGAUGGACGUGACAUGUGUUGUCUUGUGUCGAGUUUAGUGCAAGUGCUUUUAGAUCCUUUUUACCGUACAAUAACCGGAUUUCAAGUGUUGAUUCAGAAAGAAUGGGUUGCAUUAGGACAUCCUUUCAGUGAUCGAAUUGGUCAUGUUUAUAACAAGCAAGUCGAUAAAUCGCCAAUUUUCCUUCUUUUUCUUGAUUGUGUGUGGCAAACACUUCAACAAUUUCCCGAAUCAUUUGAAUUCUCGGAAACUUUCCUUACAACUAUUUGGGAUUGCGUGUUUCUACCGAUCUUCGACACAUUCCAAUUCAAUUGCGAAUAUGAUCGACAAGUUGCUGUUAGAGAUGAAAGUCUUUUGUCGAGGCCUAUAUGGGAUUGGGGUGAAAUAUUUACAGACAAAGAUAUCGCUUUGUUUUCAAAUCCAUUGUAUAAAAAGCCGCUAAUGAGUGAACAGGAAAUCGAACAUCAUCGAAAAUCAAAAUUGCCACCAAGUGCAUUAAAACUUCCGGGAAUGGAUAUUCUUCCAGUUAAGCCAACACCAAGGCAGAGAUUCUCUCUACAACAACCAGGAACUAAUAAAUCAAUCGAUAUGGAAGCAAAAUUAUUGCUUCCAUCACAGAUUCUUAAUCAUCACGAAAUUCCAAAGUUAGAGAAAAUUCACACGUCAGUCGAAACGAAUCAGGAUAAAUUCUUGGAGCCAAGUUUCUUGAUUCGUGAUUUGGAUAUUUAUGCGCAAUGCUAUUACCGAUGGAUGCCCAUACUUGAAAUACGCAAUGGAGGCUUUGCUCAAAUUGACUUAUAUAAUCGAAUGAUCCUUAGCAAUAUUCAUAAGCUUCAGAAGAGCUUGGAAACGGGUCACAUCAGUGAUGGUCAGUUGGAUUUAAGGAGAGAUGAUGAAACGAUUACAACGGCAGCUGCUCCAUCCGAUUCUACAGCUAAUGGAAAGAGUAAUCGCAUUCCUAUUGUGAAUUCUUUCUUCCCUUUCUCCAUCAAUGACGGAGAUGACGACAACAGUAACUUGAACGAUAUUCUCAUCUUCAGUUCGGAUGUUUUAACGGAAGGUUCAGUAUUUGAGCUUGACUAAAGUUUAUUCCUACGUAGUUUUAUUCAAAACUUUUAUUGUUAUAUUCUACUUCAAAUAUCUUCCUUUUUAAAAAGCUUAUUUAAAAAAAUGGAAGACAAAUCGUUAAUUAAUUAUGUCGCUAUAUGUAUUUUCACGUAACUUCACUUUUUUGUUUUUAAAGAACUUAGCGUUAAAAAUUAUUUUAUUUUCCUUCUCGUCGAUUUUUUUCUUUAAUUAAAAUACUAAAAGCGAGAGUGAUUAGAAAACCAGAGAACCUGAAAAUGAAAAUCUUACGAUACUAAAAUUACACAUUAGAUUGCAUAAAGAACCGAAAACAAAAGAUAAUAAAUAAAAAAAAAGCUAUUAUAAUUAGAAAACAAUUAAAA
Clunio marinus is the source of this 2738-nucleotide messenger RNA. The record is from the annotation of a GenBank genome assembly. Lineage: Eukaryota; Metazoa; Arthropoda; Insecta; Diptera; Chironomidae.